Molecule: messenger RNA, 706 nt
Organism: Symbiodinium necroappetens
Lineage: Eukaryota; Dinophyceae; Suessiales; Symbiodiniaceae
Source: the annotation of a GenBank genome assembly
AUGGCAUCUGUCCGGAGUCGCUUCUUCCGGCUGUCCUCACGUGGUGUGGUCAUCAACGAGCGCAUCUUUGUGAAGGGGCCGACUGUGGUGGUGUUAAUGCCCAUGGUGCACGUGGCGGCCAAGAGCUUCUUCGAUGCCACGCUCAGAAGCACUCGAUUUCACCAGUUCGACGCAGUCUAUCACGAGGGCCCACCGCCAGGGUGCACAGAUGAUCCUGCUUACCCGACUUGGCGCUUCACGCCCUCCCUUCGCCACGCAUCUCCCUCUGGGGCGUUCCUGGAGCUGUGCUGGAUCAUUUGGUUUCGGGUGCCGCUGGCCGUGAGCAACAAGAUGUGCAAGAUGCUGGGAUGGCAGCCCUUGGCUCUGCAGCCAGAGCCAAUGCGUCCAUCAGCGGAGACUCCGCGUUUCGAGUGCACCGACUCCACCAGCGUGGUGGAGACAGCACUCUUCAUGGCAAGCCUUCACCGCUACGACCCCAGGGCUGACCGCCUUGUGGCCGCGCUGAUUGAAGCUGCGCCGGGACGCUAUGCAGUGCCCUGGGGUUUGGCCCACAUGCGGUACAUCGAACAGCAGCUGCGGGCCAACGGCACUUUUGCUGCAGAACUGAACCAGCUGCAGACCCUAGGCUUUGCACCGUCGCAAGAGUUCGACCAAGAACACACUGCCUGCAGCUGGGGCACCGCGAUUUGUGCUCAUGUGCAGCGAG